AGCCGUAGCAACAGUGAUCAGGAAACAAGCGAGUUAGUUUUCUAGCUGACGUGAAACGCGCUUCCGUGUGCACACUGCUGGCGCUACAGGCUACUGGACGUGCUGGAUAACUCGCUAAUUACAUGGUCUCAAACUCCUGUAGUCAUUAGGCACACACAGCAGUCUUCUCGACUCCAAACCCCAUUCCCUGAGCUUACAAAGGAGUUUUGCCAUGGUGGAUGUGAGCAAGUGGCCUCUCUUCACCCUCUUGAGUGCACAGGAGCUCGCCUCCAUACGACAGGCAUGCAUCUUUGGAGCAUCUGCGAAUGAGGCCAUCUACAUCACCCAUGAUGACGAAGUGUACGUGUUGGGUUUGAACUGCAGUAAUUGUCUUGGGACCGGAGACAGUCAGAGCACAAUUGUUCCUAAAAAGCUGGACUGUCUGACUGGGAAGAAGCUGGUUAGUUUGAGCUAUGGCAGUGGUCCUCAUGUCCUGUUGGCUACAGAAGGGGGGGAGUUGUAUGCAUGGGGGCAUAAUGGAUACAGUCAGUUGGGCAAUGGGACGACCAAUCAAGGUGUGUCUCCCAUUUUGGUGUCUACCAACCUGCAGAACAAGAGGGUGACUGAAGUGGCCUGUGGUUCUCACCACUCUUUGGCUUUGACCCAUGAGGGUGAGGUGUUUGCGUGGGGCUACAACAACUGUGGUCAAGUAGGUUCAGGGUCCACCGCCAACCAGCCAACACCCCGCAAGGUGUCCAGCUGUCUCCAAAACAAAGUGAUGGUCAGCAUAGCCUGUGGACAGACUUCAUCCAUAGCUGUGGCGGAUAAUGGCGAGGUUUAUGGCUGGGGUUACAAUGGCAACGGCCAGCUAGGUUUAGGCAACAAUGGGAACCAGCUAACCCCAUGUCGUCUGAUUGCACUACAAGGCCUCUGUGUGCAGCAGAUUGCCUCAGGUUACGCUCAUUCUCUAGCACUGACCGAUGAGGGCCUGUUGUAUGCAUGGGGGGCCAAUACUUACGGCCAACUGGGCACCGGCAACAAGAGCAACCAGCUCAGCCCUGUACAGGUCAUGACUGAGAAAGAAAGGAUUGUGGAGAUCGCCGCCUGUCACUCCACACACACCUCUGCAGCAAAGACCCAGAGCGGUCAGGUGUACAUGUGGGGGCAGUGCCGCGGACAGCCCAUCGUGCUGCCACACCUCACGCACUUCACCAGCACAGAUGACGUCUUCGCCUGCUUCGCCACGCCAUCUGUGAUGUGGCGGCUGCUUUCCAUGGAGCAUGAUGACUUCCUGACUGUGGCCCAGUCCCUUAAAAAAGAGUUUGACAAUCCUGAGACCUCUGACCUCAAAUUCAGCAUCGACGGGAAGUACAUUCAUGUCCAUAAAGCUGUUCUCAAAAUCAGGUGUGAACACUUCAGAUCAAUGUUUCAGUCACACUGGAAUGAGGACAUGAAGGAAGUGAUUGAGAUCGACCAGUUCUCGUACCCAGUGUACCGCUCUUUCUUGGAGUUCCUCUACACUGACAGUGUAGAUCUUCCUCCUGAGGAUGCUAUCGGGUUACUGGAUUUGGCAACCUCGUACUGUGAAAACAGACUGAAGAAGUUGUGCCAGCAUAUCAUAAAGAGAGGAAUCACGGUGGACAACGCUUUCUCUCUGCUGUCUGCUGCCAUCAGAUAUGAUGCCGAGGAUCUAGAGGAGUUCUGUUUUAAAUUCUGUGUGAACCACUUGACUGAGGUCACGCAGACAGCUGCGUUCUGGCAGAUCGACGGCAACAUGCUGAAGGAGUUCAUCUGCAGAGCCAGCCACUGUGGAGCCUUCAAAAACUGACUCUGACGGCCACCAGAUACACACACACACGCUCAAUGUAUUAGUCGAUGACCCCAUCUGUUACAGCAGUCAGUCCUCCUCACAGCUAGUGGGCGCUGAGACACCAGACAGUCAUUAUUACACAGCGCCCCCUGUUGAGCAGCAGAGGAACUCUUUCCUAAUGGAUAAGAUUCAUGAAGAAAGGUCAAUGUCUGUGCUAUUGUCACAUACAAACCAUUUUGUACUCAUCUGUUACCCAAGAUAGUCAGCCAGACGGGACAUUCUCAUUGAAGUCUUACACAACUUUUUAAAGUGAGUUUGGACCAAACAGAAGCAUAAUUCAACUGUAUUACUAACAAGCACCACUGAAAAACAGACAAAGAGAGUUGCUAGUUCAUUCUUUGUUUGUCCCUUAUAUAUUUUUUUGCACGGGUAAUAUCAAAUAGAGGUCACUAAUUAGAUAUGUUUUUUUUUUUU
Labeo rohita (rohu) is the source of this 2263-nucleotide messenger RNA. RefSeq names its product regulator of chromosome condensation (RCC1) and BTB (POZ) domain containing protein 1 (gene rcbtb1). Gene Ontology annotation, molecular function: protein binding. NCBI's taxonomy places the organism in Eukaryota, Metazoa, Chordata, Actinopteri, Cypriniformes, Cyprinidae. Bases 212 to 1807 code for a protein of 531 amino acids. The transcript has 12 exons. The record is from RefSeq and is a predicted model, not a curated record.